Messenger RNA from Helianthus annuus (common sunflower), 951 nucleotides. RefSeq names its product DNA-directed RNA polymerases II and IV subunit 5A. Gene Ontology annotation, biological process: DNA-templated transcription. The record is from RefSeq and is a predicted model, not a curated record. Gene Ontology annotation, molecular function: DNA-directed RNA polymerase activity; DNA binding. Bases 182 to 808 code for a protein of 208 amino acids. Gene Ontology annotation, cellular component: RNA polymerase III complex; RNA polymerase I complex; RNA polymerase II, core complex. The transcript has 5 exons. NCBI's taxonomy places the organism in Eukaryota, Viridiplantae, Streptophyta, Magnoliopsida, Asterales, Asteraceae.
AAUAAAUCUUAAGGGUGCAAAGUAUCAUCCAGGCUUUCCUCAAGCGAUAUUUACCUAAUUUGACCAAAGAGUCAACAUUUAAACCCAGCAAUCACACAACCAUCUCCCCCCCGUCGCCGAUUUCUCUCUCCGCCGCUAAUAAACCCUAAUUCACUUCCUGUAAAAGGAGAAGAAACGAACGAUGUCGACUUCGUUGUCGGAAGAAGAAGUCAAGAGGCUGUUCAGAAUACGCAAAACGGUUAUGGAGAUGUUGAAGGACAGGAAUUAUUUGGUUGGAGAUUUCGAGCUGGAGAUGGAUAGAAGGCAGUUCGUUUCCAAGUAUGGGGAGCAUAUGAAGCGUGAGGAUCUGGUUAUUAGUAAAUCUAUGAAGAAUGAUAGCUCUGAACAGAUCUACGUCUUCUUCCCUGAUGAAGCAAAAGUUGGAGUGAAGACGAUAAAGAAUUAUAUAAACCGUAUGAAGUCAGAGAAUGUCACUCGGGGAAUCUUGGUUGUGCAGCAAAAUCUGACUCCUUUUGCCAGAACUUGCAUUAGUGAGAUAUCAACCAAAUUUCAUUUGGAAGUUUUCCAGGAAGCAGAGCUGUUGGUGAACGUAAAAAACCACGUUCUAGUACCCGAACAUCAGGUUCUAACAAACGAAGAGAAGAAAACAUUACUCGAGAGAUACACAGUAAAAGAAACACAGCUACCUCGUAUUCAAGUGAGUGACCCGGUUGCUAGAUAUUACGGGCUAAAGCGUGGACAGGUCGUCAAAAUUAUUAGACCCAGUGAGACAGCAGGUCGUUAUGUCACUUACCGAUAUGUUGUUUGAAUCCUUUUUAUUCAUGUAUGGAAUUUGGACUUGGAUUGUAUUGGAUGUCAUUUGUAACAAACCGUUUUACUGAGUGAUGAUACCUUCUUUUAUUUGUAUUGUUGUUGUACGGAUAAUAUAAUAGAGUGAAAAGUUAUUUAUAA